UUGACUCGUGGCUGUAAUAGGAGGGGACAAUCCUGAGUCGAGCUCAUUUCUGCUCUCACGUUCUCCUUUAGAGAAACUGUCUGCUGGUUCCGAUGCAAGAAGUCAACCGUAACUCGGAGUGUGUUUCACAACCAGGAAAUACAUCCGUUCCUUUGCGCUGACGUGUCUGCAGACAUCAGUCACAUCCCGUCGCUGGACAGAGGGAAAUUUGCUCGGUGGCUGGAUUGACACUGUGAAACACACACACGCACACACGCACACACUCACACAAACCGCUGAGACGCACGGAGGGAAGAUGUUGUUAAAGGAGUACAGGAUAUGCAUGCCCCUCACGGUGGAGGAGUACCGGAUCGGACAGCUGUACAUGAUCAGUAAACAUAGCCAUGAGCAGAGUGAUCGAGGGGAGGGCGUAGAGGUGGUACAGAACGUACCGUUUGAAGACCCAACACACGGCCAAGGACAGUUCACAGAGAAACGAGUCUACCUCAACAGUAAAUUACCCAGCUGGGCUCGAGCAGUUGUUCCCAAAAUCUUCUAUGUGACAGAAAAAGCAUGGAAUUAUUACCCCUACACUAUAACAGAAUAUACUUGCUCAUUCCUGCCCAAGUUUUCAAUCCACAUAGAGACAAAGUAUGAGGACAAUAAAGGAUCCAAUGACAACAUCUUUAAUGCUGAGCUAAAGGAGCAGGAGAGGGAAGUGUGCUUUGUAGACAUCGCCUACGAUGAGAUCCCAGAGCGCUACUAUAAAGAGUCAGAGGACUUGCGAUAUUUCAAGUCGGAGAAGACGUUGCGGGGAAUGCUCCAGGACGGCUGGAGGGACAACCACGAUCCCAUCAUGUGCUCAUACAAACUGGUCACAGUCAAGUUUGAGGUGUGGGGUCUACAAACACGAGUGGAGCAAUUUCUGCACAAGGUGGUCCGUGAUGUCCUGCUUCUAGGACACAGACAAGCAUUUGCCUGGGUUGAUGAGUGGAUUGAUAUGACUUUGGAUGACGUCCGGGAUUAUGAGAAACAAAUGCAUGAGAAAACCAACAUUAAAGUUUGUCUUGGGCAGCAAGAACAUUCCACAACAAACUCAUCUUCAAUGGAUGACAUAGACAUCCAUGACAAAGCAAGUACAUGACAAUGGAUGAGGUGAGAGAGUUUGAGCGUACCAUCCAGGAGGCCACGAACCAGAAGAUUGGGUUGUUUCCCCCAUCAAUCACAAUCAAUGAGAAGCCUCUGUCCUCCUGUGCUAAAAAUGGCCCCGCUAGCGCCCCCUCCACUCCCAUGUGCACUGAUGCUCCCGAGUCCCUGUCUGUGCCCAAAGAUCGAACACGCAAAACAUCUGCUCCAGAAACCCUGACUCUUCCUGGCCCUAUACCCAGUGGCGUCCCCCAGGGCUCUUCUCUAGGCCCUCUACCAGUGUCUAACCACCUCCAAACAUCCAUUCCACCCUCCUCCACAUCUGACUCUGAAAAUAUGGAUGAACAAUCAAAGCAACCAGAUGUCUUAGCAGACAAGUAGGAGCAAAAUGACCUCGUCACAACAUCGGUGCCCGAGCGUUCGACGUCCUCCAGAUACGUUCGAUUCCUAAAAACCCUGACCAUGCAACAAUUACUGUAGAAGUUUUCAUUUGUGUUAUUGAAAGUUAAUUGUAUGUCAAGCCAUAAGAUAAUGGUUGGUUUACUCUACGUCAAACCAACAACUAGGCUUAACACUUCCACAUCUUUAGACCAUUUAUUUUACUUUGGUUUAGUUACAGUUCCCUCAGUUGUAUGAUUUCAUUAUAGAUCCCGUCAUGUUUCCUCAUAAGAGUAGCUUAUUGAUGACAACUGUUCAAAUGCCUUUGAAAUGAAUUAUUGACCUUGGCCAGAACUGUAGGAGAAACACUUAAUGUAUGAAAUCAUAAAUUUACCAUCAGAAUAUUGUGUCCUGAGUCUGUAAAUCAGGUUGCACUCAAUACUUCCACUGAAAACUCAACAGAUUCAAGAUCUGUCAUAGAUACAAUCAUAGAAUUUAUAGCUCAGGUCUCCCAGACUCUGCCUUGCACACACUUUAAAGGCAGGGAUGAUAAUGCUGAAGCUACAAUAUCUCUCCCUGCUGAUUGUAAAACAAUCCACAUUUUAUACACACACACACAAUUACAAUUCAGCUCUUGUAUGUACAACGUCACACUUUGUAACCCUUAGAAUGUUUACGAAUCUUCAACUUUCUCCUAAAUCUGCAUGUGUGGUAAUGCACGGAGAGCGGAUGAAUUUAAACGUUUCCUGAAUGAACUUUAAACAUCCUAUUUUUGACUAGCUUGGCUGAAAUAAUGGGGUUCAUUUAAUGAGAGUUGAUCGUGAUUUACUAUUAUCAAAUCCAAAAGUCACAUUUGUGUCACACAGGAAUAAGGCCAUGUUGGGACACUUGUGAGCUUGUAGUGCACAAAAGAAGAAACAGAAACUAGAGCGCAUGCAACAAGCUGACUUGAGUAUGUGCUUCGUCAGCCAUGCAGCAUCUGCAGAAAUGCUGACACAAUGGCUUUCCUGGUCCCGACUGAGCGACAGAACCAGAGCUCAAACGAUGGUAGAAGACCGUCAUUGCCGCACAUAUUCCCUAAAUAACACACAAACAAUGGUGGUGGAAGGCGAUUGGUGUUUGAUGGAAAUCUGAAUAGAGGUCAGUUAAUAUGCUGCAUGGAAUGAUUAUCACGUAUAUACAUAAUAUAUUGGAAGUAUUCAUGUUUAUACUGUAAAUGGCUAGAAUGACAGGUAAUGCAAAUGUAAUGUAAAAAAAAUAGUGAACGCUGACUUUGAGUGUGAUGUAAGCUCACACAGACGAUAUGCUGUAAACCUACAGACCUUUUCAACCCAGUGCCUCUGUAUUGUCAUCUCCAUACAUGUCAAUCAAAUAUCUUUUUUUUGGGUCUAUUUUGUAAUAAUAACAUUGAAGCUGUCAUAAAAAUGGGCCACUAUAAUGAAGUCAAAACAACCAUAUCCAAUGCCAAGUAUAUAGUAGGGAUGGCUCGAUCUGAUACUCAGGAUUGGUAUCGGUCCGAUAUUGGUCAAAACUUUAGGAUUGAACAUCGAAAAAAACAACUAUAGCUCGACCGAUCUGAUACCUGAGUCCAGAUGCGACCUGCCGUAAACACUAUCGAGAAGAAGGUAUCGGAUUGAUCAGCAGGUACUUCAAGUUCAGUAUUUGCACCGGACAUGAAAAACUUGUAUUGAGCCAUCCAUAACUGUUUAUCUUGUUUAGUUUCAAUUCAGGAAUGUUAUUUGCAGUUUUGUUCCGUACGAUUGACAGUAUGGUAUGAAGCUAUACUGUAACUUCGAAUACAACAGGUUUUUGAGAGAAUGGUCGCAGUGAAAUUCAAAUUUAUGUUAAUAUUAUGUACAGUUUUCCACUUCCUACCAGUUCCCUGUUACUUUAGCUUCUGUUUUGCCUUUUGUGGUGAAAAUGAUUGAAGACUUAUCUCUGGCCCACUCACUCUGUUAACCUGCAAUUUAUAUAUUGUGAUACUGUCAGGAGCAUGCAGAUACAGGACUACGUCUGUUCCCAUGUUUGCUUUUGAAACAAAUGCAAAUAUAAUAUCCAACUUUGUACCAUGAACUCUGCUCUGUUUAAAAGAGUAACAAAGGCAUUGUAAAUACUGUGGAUACUGAGCAGUAGAGUAGGUUUUUCUUACCUUUAAUCUGUUUCAAGUAUAUUGCUGAUAUGAGAUGAAUGUAGUCGAUGAUUCCUGCAGGAAAUAAUACUGUGGACAAGGAUUUUGUGAAUUAUCAAAAAAACAAAACAAAACAAAAAAAAAACAAAGUUUAGGUUUUGGGUUUAAAAUCUCCUUGUUUAACUCAGUUGUGCGACAACAUUGUUUGUACACAUUUUUUUCCCUUUUUCCUUGGUCUUCUUUGAUAUUAGCUUUCUGUAAUAAUUAGAAGGAUUAUAGUCUUUUGUUGUUUCUUCUUGUAGUAAAGCUGCUGUACCUUUGAUUAUUCAUGGAAGUCUUAAUUAGCUACUAUAAUUACUAUUUUCUUCCGAAGCACGUGCUCCUUCUGUCCUCUCGUUUGGUCAGGCUGUCUUCUGAUAAGGGGCCUAUUUAACCAGACAGCUGGAAAACUUGUGUAGCUUACUUUACUAAUUCUGCUUUGUGAAUCCCAUUCUAAGUGCCAUUUUGAUUGGAUGGAUGUCACUAUUCGUUCUUCCACUUUGAACUAUUGUAUUUGCUAUAUUUUUGCCCUAGUGGCACAGUUGAUCCUUUUGUUGUAACUGCUGUCUUACUUUUCUGAAAAAGGGUGAUUAAACUUUGCAAGCAAA
Cynoglossus semilaevis (tongue sole) is the source of this 4278-nucleotide messenger RNA. Its product is annotated as phosphatidylinositol transfer protein cytoplasmic 1. The transcript is spliced from 10 exons. Gene Ontology annotation, biological process: phospholipid transport. The record is from RefSeq and is a predicted model, not a curated record. Gene Ontology annotation, molecular function: phosphatidylinositol transfer activity; phosphatidylinositol binding. Bases 296 to 1123 code for a protein of 275 amino acids. Gene Ontology annotation, cellular component: cytoplasm. Lineage: Eukaryota; Metazoa; Chordata; Actinopteri; Pleuronectiformes; Cynoglossidae.